Molecule: messenger RNA, 999 nt
Organism: Coccinella septempunctata (seven-spotted ladybird)
Lineage: Eukaryota; Metazoa; Arthropoda; Insecta; Coleoptera; Coccinellidae
Product: ras-like GTP-binding protein RhoL
Exons: 4
Coding region: 307-864 (185 amino acids)
Biological process (GO): small GTPase-mediated signal transduction
Molecular function (GO): GTPase activity; GTP binding
Source: RefSeq, a predicted model, not a curated record
AAUCCUCUUCGUUCUGUUGUAAUCAAUUCCAAGACUUGUCUCUCAAUGCUGUAUUUGUACUGGGCGUCCGUAUAUAUCCAUCUUUCCUUUCUGAUAAAGCCACUCACCUUGAUUAUUCACUACGUUAGUUUUUAUCUUAUCAGUUCAUGAUCGCCAGAACGCACUUCAUAAAACUGUGAUAGAGAUACGGUUGCAUGGUCCGUACAUUACCUGAUUUUCGAUUUUCAAUAAAAAUUGAUCGAGUUCGCGAAGUGUUAGCACCCGACAACUGCCCCCAUGUGAUCGAGACUUGAUUCCUCUUCCAAAAUGACAUUGAAAGAUAAGAAGAUCAGGAUUACCGUGGUCGGGGAUGGUGGCAUAGGGAAAACGUCGAUGUUGAUCGCCUACAAAGACAAAACAUUCGACGAUUCUCAGUAUAUACCCACAGUGUUCGACGUGUAUUCAAUGACCGUUCCCAUAAACGGGGAGGAUUAUACUGUUAUCCUCUCUGAUACAGCUGGUCAGGAGGAGUUUGACAAACUCAGGAAGUUCGCAUACAAAAACGUAGACGUAUUCAUCCUUUGCUACUCGACUACAGAGAGGAACAGUUACGAAAACGUUAGGACGCAGUGGAAUCCAGAAAUAAAGCAUUCUUGUCCACACGCAAAAAUCGUUCUAGCAGGGACGAAAGCUGACGACGUGCAGAAUACGCAAGUACUCGAAAACGAGGGGAGGAAACUGGCCAAGACCAUCAAAGCAGACGAUUUUAUUCAGAAUUCAGCCAAAACCAGAUAUAACAUUCACGAGACCUUCGCCAAGGCCAUAGGGGUGGCCCUAAGGUCCAACAACGACUCUCGAAAACCAGAAUGUUGCUCAGUUCUGUAGCAGGUGCAAUUUGUUGUUUGUUAAAGUUUUGGAUGAGAAAUGCCCAGAGGAAUAUUGAAAUAUUUGUUGUCUACUCGUUAAGGCACUGAUUAAAAUUUGAAAUUCUGUGAUAAAUUAUAAAAUAUGAUGAUAAUA